Messenger RNA from Puntigrus tetrazona (Sumatra barb), 821 nucleotides. RefSeq lists its product as uncharacterized. NCBI's taxonomy places the organism in Eukaryota, Metazoa, Chordata, Actinopteri, Cypriniformes, Cyprinidae. Gene Ontology annotation, cellular component: nucleoplasm. The coding region runs from base 1 to 702 and encodes 233 amino acids. The record is from RefSeq and is a predicted model, not a curated record. The transcript has 4 exons.
AUGAGCCGAAAGCGGGUGCGGAAAGAUACUAACGUUAAUUCCCCUGACAAUAUCACCGGUGAUGAUUCAACAUCAUCGAAAAACGAAAAAGGGGACCUGAGAGAUGAAACCAUUGCGAUUCUGAAAACUGAUAAACAGUUCCUCCAAGAAGAGUUGGUAAAGAAAGAUAGCUUUAUCAGGGAACUGAUAAAGAAAAACGAAGAAAAGAAACCAGGCCUAAAAGCAUCAAAGAAAUCUCCACGGAUUGCCAUUUCUAGUUCAGAGGAGGUCAUUGAUUCUGAUGAGUCUUCAAGCCUUUCAGACUCCUCCCUUGAAGAGGUCAAGGUGAAGAAGAGAAAACACAAGCACAAAAAAAUAGCACUACCUCUAGCUGAUGCUAUUGGACACAACCGUGUACGCAUGAGGAACACCAGAGGCAUCAUUCGCAGAUACCUUGACACUCUAGAAGCCUUCAAGAAGGUGAAAUCCAUGAAAGCUGCAUUUGAUGCUAUUGGAGUGGACAGAAACACAAUUGCAAGAACUGCAAUUAUUGCAGAGCUGCAUCUGGCUGCACCUGAUGUUUUGAAGACCAUGGGCCAGUGGAACGACAAAACAGAGACACUGAGCAGAUUUAUUGGUAAAUGUCAUUCUGCACUGACCACUGAAAUUAAAGAAAAAAUUACUCAAAUGAAAGCAGAUGGAGAUCUGUUGCCUAUUGCUUGAUUUAUUUGUAAACUUAAACUGUCCUGUUGUGUAGAAAUGGACAGGUUUUGAAACUUCCUUUAGGAGAUGUGAACAGGGCUGCCUGGGUUAUGUCAUUAGAGUGGCCUGUUCAUUUGUUU